Molecule: messenger RNA, 2865 nt
Organism: Hippopotamus amphibius kiboko
Lineage: Eukaryota; Metazoa; Chordata; Mammalia; Artiodactyla; Hippopotamidae
Gene: C7H2orf78
Product: chromosome 7 C2orf78 homolog
Exons: 4
Coding region: 1-2865 (954 amino acids)
Source: RefSeq, a predicted model, not a curated record
AUGGGGGGGAAAAAAGGAGAGCAGAAGAGAAGUGCAAGUCCAACCUGGCCCAGCCCAGCCCAGACCAAGGAAGUGACCAGUGACCUUUGUACUGGACACACGCACUGUUUGGCUGCAGCCACUCAGAUAUCCUCUAGUAUCAUCUCCUCAUCUCUUGUAUCUGCAGUUGAUGUUUCCUCUUCUUCUCUGACCAUGUCAGAAAAUUUCCAAAAUCCAUCUGUACUUGGAACUCUGAAUUCUCUGCAGCUCUCUCUUCCUGUGGUGAGCAAUGCAGCUUCCCUAUCAGGAAGUGUCUGCAACUUCUCCAGAGUCUCUGCUCCUGCCGUCAGUUCAGCAUGGCUACUGCCAUCAGCCUCUGGCACCUCUUUCCAGCCACUCAUGGGUAAUGCCUACCUUUACCAACAUUCUAGCACAACUAUGUUAUCUGGAGUUACUGGCCAGAGCAAGAUCUCCAAUUCAACUUCUUCCUAUCCAGAUAUAUUUGAGUGGGACAUUACAGGAAACAUUGAAAAGAAGUCUUCUUCACUUGGAGACUUCACUCUGACAGUCAUUGACCAGCACACAGCUGUUCCCUCCAUGUCUAUGGCAGCCCAGUAUGAUAAAACUUCAGACACCAAUAACAUGGUACCUCUACAACCAUCACUUUCUGCCAGCCUUGUUCAGGGAACACCAUCUCAGAUCCCGAAUCAGGGACAUAGCCUGUUGCUUCCCUACCAGGAGGGGAACCAGGUAUAUUACUAUAACCAAGGCAUAUUGGGGCCUUUGCUGUCUGCAGAACUUGGCCCCUUCAUGCAAUCCUAUGGCUCUGUGUCAUACCCUGGAAAGAGAGCCUCUGCCCAACCAGAAAUGGUAAUGGUACUAAAGGAGGUUCAGCCCACAAAUAUCCUACCACCAGCUUCCACCUCUGGAAUCUACUACUCUGUGUCUGCUCAACCCACCACAGAAACAAGUUUUCAAGUGAUGGAGACUUCCCUGGGAAUGGAAAAUUCCCUGGGAUUGCAAGCUCCAAGCCAGACAUUUUGUCUAUCACAAAGUCGAGAACUCCCCAAGUCCUGCAGUAAUGGAAAUAUCCAGAUACUUGAGAAUAACCCACCACCCAAACUUGGGGACGUUUCAGUGAUAGCUCCAGUCCAGAGUGCCAGUAAUCUCCUGGCACUGCCUCCAGCUCCAAGUCAGGAACAAACAGAGAAUAAGAACUUAGAUGAUAUUAAAACCAAGUUUUCAAAGCCUCUGGAUGCCUACCAGAUCCCAAUAGAAAACCAAGAUCCUCCACUACUCCCUUUAGAAAUUCCUGAUAUUCACCAGCUUCUGUCCUGCAUUGAUCCCCUCAGCCAAGAGGAACAGCCUAGUUCUAAGAAGGCUGAUCUGGGAAAGAAUAGCCUGAGUCUUGAGGACCUAGGAAUGCUUGAAAAUGGGAUUGAAUCUAGCAGUGAUUUUGCAGACAUUGCUGCACUGGUGGAGGAUAUUCACCUUCCCCAGCUAUUUAAUUCUUUGAAAGACCUUGAUCAAUCCAAAGGUCCCGAGGUGAUCAAUGCCAAAGAUACCAUAGCCAUUAAGGUGAAUCAGGUGCAGGAAAAGCCAAGGGUCACAAAGGCCAAUCAACCCAGGAAGAAUAAACAUAAAGCCUCUGAGCCUAUCGAUGGUGCUCCCAAGGCCAAAAUCCAGCCGAAGAACCCAGAGUGCCUGUUAGGGGGAGAAGUGGUUAUAUGCGAUGCUGCAGUCAGUGACAGGGCUCCUGUGAACACAGCCAAGCAUUCUAGCAGCAAACCUCAAAAAGCUACAUCCAGCAGGACCAGCAAAACUAAGAGCCAUGGGCAGGAAAAGACCAAAAUGACCAGAGAAAACAAGAAGGCUGAAGAGAAUAAGCAGUCAGGGAAAAAAGUCAAGACAGAAGAGAAGCCAACUAUUCCCAAGGUGAAGCGAAAGAAAAACCAACCUGAUUUUAGCCAAGAGAACUUUAAAAAGCCUCGAAGCUGCCUAGGCAUGCACAUGCUGGAGUCUGUGCAGGUUUUUCAUGCACUGGGGAAGAAGACUGAUAAGAAAACUGGACUCUCUUCCUGUCGGGUCCUGGGAAAUUCAAGCAACCCUAAAGACCGCCAGCCACCCCUAGCUAUAAAGCCAUGGCUGGAUAUCCAACGUGAGGGUAAAGGGCCUGAGAAAACUCAAGUCAAAGCCCAGAAACCAGAUGGCAGUGCUGAAAAAGAGUGUCCAUCUCCAUCCCAGUAUGAGCUGCCUCCUCCUGGGAAGGUCAAGUUGGUACCUUUGCCUUUUCCAACUUUGGACAAGCCUCAAGCUCGACCUGCUCCUUGGAGGCCACAGUCUCUGGCCUCACAUCGGCCUGCUGUGGCUUACCCUGCCCGGCCUGGUUCUAGUAACUCAGCUCAACCUGCGGCAGUCAAUUCAUCCCAGCCAGCUCCUGCAUCUUUGCCAGGUCCUGCCAAACCAGUUCGGCCAACUGUGACCAAUCUGACCCGACCGGGUUUGACCAAUCCUACCCGGCCUAGUGUCCCUCCGUCUGCUGCUCCUAGGCCUGCACCCUACAAAACUUCAUCUUGCACUUCUCUCCAGCAGGAGCCCAUUCCUCCUGCUGUGACCAAGCACCAGUCCCCACCCAAGCCUCAAAACCAAUUUCUACUCCAAGACUUCCGCUUCCAACCAAUUCCAUGGAGGAAACCCAAUGUUCCUGAGCCAGUAAUGUCAAAGCCCAUCACAAAAGAGCAGAGGCCAGAGCGGGAGGCCAUGAAGAGGCAGGCUCAACAAGCACGUGAGAAUGCUGCCAAAUACACCUCUUUGGGGAAAGUGCAAUAUUUCAUUGAAAAGGAAGAAGAUAUGGAAAUUGCUCAAUACUAUGGAUAUGCAAUGUAA